UCUUCCGGCUCCAUUUCAACUGGAUUUUUAACACUCCUAACCACCCCAGAUCAGGACAGGACCGCGUCUAAGGUGGAAAAUGUCCAGUGAAAGACAACGGUCAGAUGAUGAAAGUCCCAGCACCAGCAGCGGCAGUUCCGAUGCGGAUCAGAGAGAUCCUCCGGUGCAGAACCAGAAGAACAAGAGGAGCGAAAACAACCCACGCCUCCCACAACAGCAGAAGAAAUCCACCAAACUGUCCAGCAAAACAACAGCCAAAUUAUCCUCCAGCGCGAAGAGAAUCCAGAAAGAGCUUGCAGAAAUCACUCUGGAUCCUCCACCCAACUGCAGCAUGACUCAAGGGAAAAAUGGUUCUAGCGAUUCACUUAAAGACAUUCAAAUGCUUCCCCCACGUUCAGAGAAUGUCCUGCAGACAGUCUCGCAGUCAUCACAAGGCACCCGUCUUUCACACGAAACAGAACAGAAACGCUCGGGGAUGGUAGGGCAGUCAUUGCCUUCCGGCGACUGGAACUGCAGACAUUACUCCCAUUGUGUCAGCUCUCAAAGAGGUGGAAUGGUCUGA
Messenger RNA from Puntigrus tetrazona (Sumatra barb), 562 nucleotides. RefSeq names its product ubiquitin-conjugating enzyme E2 E3-like. The record is from RefSeq and is a predicted model, not a curated record. NCBI's taxonomy places the organism in Eukaryota, Metazoa, Chordata, Actinopteri, Cypriniformes, Cyprinidae. The transcript has 6 exons. The coding region runs from base 80 to 562 and encodes 160 amino acids.